Molecule: messenger RNA, 8133 nt
Organism: Marmota monax (woodchuck)
Lineage: Eukaryota; Metazoa; Chordata; Mammalia; Rodentia; Sciuridae
Product: protein unc-13 homolog B
Exons: 33
Coding region: 864-6845 (1993 amino acids)
Biological process (GO): dense core granule priming; synaptic transmission, glutamatergic; presynaptic dense core vesicle exocytosis
Cellular component (GO): neuromuscular junction; presynaptic membrane; terminal bouton
Molecular function (GO): syntaxin-1 binding; diacylglycerol binding; calcium ion binding
Source: RefSeq, a predicted model, not a curated record
UGUGAGUGAGCUUGCUGGCAGGGUUGUGUGUGCGUGAGUGUGCUGGGAAGGGGGUGUGUGCGCCAGCAACGUGUGAGGAGGGCUGGUGCCCUAUGGGAGGUUGCAGGCAGGAAGCAGCUGGAGAGGAGGAGGAGCAGCAGCAGGAGCAGGAGCUGCCCUGCUUUCGUGUCAGUCUCAAAGCACGAAAUCGAUUGAGUUAGAUUUCCAUAUCCAGUUGAAGUUUAGCUGCUGUUGCCUUCAGCAGGCUGGUCAUCAGAAUCCCCUCGGCAGAGAGGUGUGGACCAGAUUGGAUUCCUAGAUUUGCAGCCAGUCAGACUCCUGCCCCGCCUUCACUGAGGGGAUUUUUCUCCUGGGCAUUGUUCCUAUCAUCAACUUUGUGCAGUGGAGCCAGCCAGCUGGGUGAAACUGAGAAUAAUAGCUUCUUGGCUCUGUUUGUCGGUUGGGCGAGUGGCAGAGCUGUGGCUCAGAAAGUUCAUCUUGUGGCUUCUCUGUCAAAUCAAGGAAUGCUUCUGAAUGGAUUUCCUCUUAAAGACAGCACUUGCAUUCUAAAACUUGAGAAUUCAUGGUUUUAAUUGUGUUUUGUUUUUUCAUUUCCUUAACCCUUAUUUUGGUUGCAGCAGCAAGCUACAGGAUAAGUGUCAAGCCAAGAUCCAGGGGUAUGUACCAGGUUUGGAGGCCGCACAUGAGGUCAAUCCAGGUAUCACUGUGGGCUAAGCCCAAGCCAUCAGCCAACAAUAAUUGCUAGAAAGAAUCCAAAAAGAGCAGACAGGCUGUUGCCUUCCAAAGCAAUCUGAACUAAGCUUCCUGACGAGAAAUAAGGAGAAGAAGCAGAGAAUCAAUCCCUUCAGACUCUGAGAAAGAAAAUGAAGCGAUUAUUGCAAGAGUCAGAGGAAGAAAUCAUGGUCACCUUGGGACCUUCCUCCAGGCUUCCCCCAGAUAAGGCUAAGGCAGAGACUGUGUGUGGCAUCAAGAUCAAGUCCUCAGGCCCUACUGGAUCCUUACCAGAGGACAGCUCCCUACUUGCAUGCUGUGGGUCAGCAGCCUCAGCCAUUGGUGGAGAUAGAGAUGGGGACUUGGCCCAGCUUUGUAGCUUUGGACAACAGGCCAACAGCCAACUUCCUCUGGGCUCUACAGGUUGUGUUUCAGGGUCUGGCUCUCAGGACCUCUCAUCUGCCAACUUUACCACAAGUUACCAAGUGCCCUCAGAGAGGAACCAAGCCAAGCCCCUUUCAUCCAGAGGCUCUGUCCAAGGUUGUAACCGUGAACGGCGAGAACCUUUGGGGGAUGUAGUAGAAUAUAUCAUCAGAGAGCUGCAAGGCAUCAGCCGUCUCCAGACUGAGAUUGCUGAGCUUCAGCAGCACUUGAGCCAAGUUCGGGGCUCAGUGGAUGAAGUGUCUAGCUGUGUAGACUCUGUACUCAGUGAAAUAGAAGGCUUGCAUGUUGGCAGCAGUUCCCUGGCUAAGGUGUGUGAGGGGGAAAAGGCCCAGGAACCCCAUGUGGAAAAAAAUAGCGAGGAAGCCAUGCUUUACCUGUAUGGACUUCCUGAACAAGAUGGGGAAAAUACUAUGGAACUGGUGGAUAACUUCCUAGCCAGACACCUGUGUAUAAAUGGCAUGCAGUGCAACAGAUACAUCAAAGAGGCUUAUAGGGCAGGCAAAGCCCCUGCCCCUAGGCCCACUGUGGUGAAGCUUGCCCAUCUAGAGCAUAGAGACUUCAUCUUGCAAAAAUCCAUCCUUCUGCAAAGUGCAGGGGUUCAGGUUGCCACCAGAGAAGAACCAAGCUGGACACAGGACUAUAAGAAUCCCCCGAAGGAGUGUUUAUCCUUUUUUCAGCAACUUCAGGAUCACAGUAGAAAUUCUUUAAAUAAGAAUAAACCAGUUCUUCAGAUGAAAUCAGGGGACAGAGAACCUAUAACAGGAUCAAAUCAGAUGAGAUCUCAGAACCAACAUAGAGAACACCAGAUUCCUAAGCAGCAAGACCCUUGCUUCCAAAUGAAGAAUAAUUUAGCAGAGCAAAGUAAUGUGUCUAAGUUAGGGGAUGAAGUAAAAGGAACAUUAGGAACAUGCCGGAUUUUCAGUGGCACCUGUGGUGAACUGUCAGGGAGAGAGGCUUCUUUGUCUCCUCUCCAUCAACUUGAGAAACCUUCUCUAGUGUUAAUCUCAAAAGAGGAAGAUAACAGGAAAUCCCAGUCUUUCAAAGAGUGCAGCCAAGAACUUGAAACCUGUAAAGUAGCGAAAUUAGAAAAUGAUUGCAGCCAUAAAAAUGAGGCCAGCAGCUGCCUGUCACUCUCUGGGUUGCUGAAGACAGAGAGGAUAAAUACAGAGGACAAGCUUCUGAGUUGUGAAGCUGGACUUGAUAUUCUGAGCUCAAAGCAACUAGAGGACCUUUUGGCAGACAAGUCCAGAAAGUUUGCAACUCUAAGCUCUGAUAGCAUGAUGGAGGAAAUGAUCAUAGGGCCUGAAACUUUCAGUAACAUGGUUCAUAUUGACCUGAAUGAAGAGGAAGAAUGUGCUGCUCAGGUCCUUAAGGAUGUCUUUGACAAGUCCUCUUGUGUUCUGGGUGGCUCCCAGGAGGAUGAGGAUGUGGAAAUUAAGUUUUACACAACGAAGCUAGGCCGAGCAAUUCACCACUUUCGUUCAGCUCUGCAGGGGGUAUUUCAGAAGCUGGAAAACAGUGGGUCCAUUAGUCUUGAGGACCUGGAAAGUAAUGAGAGUGGUUCUCAGUCAGAGAACAGUGAUCGACUUCUUGGGACAGUGAAUUCUGGGUGUCCCCAAGAUUGCUCCAUAGAGAGCCCUGGGAGUCAGGGUAGUGAAAGUUUGCUCAGUAUGAUCUCUGGAGGAUUGGGCAUCUCUGCACAGGAAGACCAAACCCCUCAAGACCCAAGCAACUUUUCUCUUGCUUCUAAUAACUCACCUCUUGCUUAUUCAUUGCCCACUAUUGCUCUGGCCCCGCAUCUGGGACGUGAGACUUGUUCCUGGCCUGAAUCUCCCAAGCAAGACAGACUAAGCCUAGAGCAAGUGUGUGCAGAGACCAUUUACCUCAACAAGUGCAUCAAUAAUUUUAAAAAUGUUCUAAGAGAGAAAAGACUGAGGCAGAAAAAACUUUUGCACGAGCUAGUACAAAAGGCAAACCAUCUCUCCGUAGAAGACAUGCCCUCAGAAGGAAAGCGAGAAGCCCUUCAGAUUCCAGAUGAUGGUGACCCUUCUCUGCCUCAGUGGCUUCCAGAAGGGCCGGCUGGAGGGCUCUAUGGCAUCGACAGCAUGCCAGACCUACGCAGAAAAAAGCCAUUACCACUUGUCAGUGAUCUGUCACUGGUCCAGUCCCGGAAGGCAGGGAUUACUUCGGCAAUGGCUACACGUACCUCUCUUAAGGAUGAAGAGCUGAAAUCCCAUGUAUAUAAGAAAACCCUGCAGGCCUUAAUCUACCCCAUCUCAUGUACCACACCACACAACUUUGAAGUCUGGUCAGCUACCACCCCGACCUACUGCUAUGAAUGUGAAGGCCUACUCUGGGGCAUUGCCCGGCAAGGCAUGCGCUGCAGCCAGUGUGGGGUCAAGUGUCAUGAGAAGUGCCAGGACCUGCUCAACGCCGACUGCCUGCAGCGGGCUGCAGAAAAGAGCUCUAAACAUGGAGCUGAGGACCGGACACAGAACAUUAUCAUGGCCAUGAAGGACCGCAUGAAGAUCCGAGAGCGAAAUAAGCCGGAGAUCUUUGAAGUUAUCAGGGAUGUCUUCACAGUGAGCAAAGUAGCCCACGUGCAGCAGAUGAAAACAGUGAAGCAGAGUGUACUGGAUGGCACUUCUAAAUGGUCAGCCAAGAUUACCAUCACUGUGGUAUGUGCCCAGGGCUUACAAGCCAAGGACAAAACAGGAUCCAGUGACCCUUAUGUGACUGUGCAAGUUGGUAAAACCAAGAAGCGUACCAAGACCAUUUUUGGAAACUUGAAUCCUGUUUGGGAGGAGAAGUUCCAUUUUGAGUGCCAUAACUCCUCUGACCGCAUUAAGGUACGUGUGUGGGAUGAGGAUGAUGACAUCAAAUCAAGAGUAAAGCAGCGGCUAAAGCGAGAGUCUGAUGAUUUCCUUGGCCAAACCAUCAUCGAGGUUCGGACACUGAGUGGCGAGAUGGAUGUCUGGUACAAUCUGGAGAAGAGGACAGACAAGUCAGCCGUCUCGGGAGCUAUUCGACUACAGAUCAAUGUGGAGAUCAAGGGGGAGGAGAAGGUAGCCCCGUACCAUGUGCAGUAUACAUGCCUCCAUGAGAACCUUUUCCAUUAUCUCACAGACAUUCAGGGUAGUGGAGGAGUCCAGAUUCCUGAGGCUCGAGGAGAUGAUGCAUGGAAGGUGUACUUUGAUGAGACAGCCCAAGAAAUUGUGGAUGAAUUUGCCAUGCGCUAUGGCAUUGAGUCCAUAUAUCAGGCUAUGACGCAUUUUGCAUGUUUGUCAUCCAAAUACAUGUGUCCUGGUGUGCCAGCAGUGAUGAGCACCUUACUGGCCAACAUCAAUGCCUACUAUGCCCACACAACCGCCUCUACCAAUGUCUCUGCAUCUGACCGCUUUGCAGCCUCCAACUUUGGGAAAGAGAGAUUUGUAAAACUUCUGGACCAGCUGCACAACUCACUGAGGAUAGACCUCUCUACAUACAGAAAUAAUUUCCCUGCUGGGAGCCCUGAGCGGCUUCAGGAUUUAAAAUCCACAGUGGAUUUGCUGACCAGCAUUACUUUCUUCAGAAUGAAGGUACAAGAACUGCAGAGCCCUCCAAGAGCCAGCCAGGUGGUAAAGGAUUGUGUGAAGGCCUGUUUGAACUCCACAUAUGAGUAUAUCUUCAACAACUGCCAUGACUUAUACAAUCGCCAGUAUCAGCUGCAGGAGCUACCUCUAGAGGAACAAGGUCCCAGCAUUCGGAACCUGGAUUUUUGGCCCAAACUCAUCACACUCAUUGUGUCAAUCAUAGAGGAAGAUAAAAAUUCCUAUACACCUGUUCUGAACCAGUUUCCUCAGGAAUUGAAUGUGGGAAAAGUCAGCACAGAAGUGAUGUGGCAUCUGUUUGCCCAAGACAUGAAAUACGCAUUAGAGGAGCAUGAGAAAGACCGGCUGUGUAAGAGUGCCGACUACAUGAACCUGCACUUCAAGGUGAAGUGGCUCCACAAUGAAUAUGUGCAGGAUCUGCCUGCCCUCCAGGGGCAGGUGCCUGAGUACCCAGUGUGGUUUGAGCAGUUUGUGCUACAGUGGCUGGAUGAGAAUGAGGAUGUAUCCCUUGAAUUCCUGCGUGGGGCCCUGGAACGAGAUAAGAAGGAUGGGUUCCAGCAGACAUCAGAGCAUGCACUCUUUUCCUGCUCUGUGGUGGACAUCUUCACGCAGCUCAAUCAGAGCUUUGAGAUCAUCCGGAAGCUGGAAUGCCCAGACCCCAACAUCCUUGCCCACUACAUGAGGAGAUUUGCUAAGACCAUCGGGAAAGUGCUGAUGGAAUAUGCAGACAUCUUAUCGAAGAACUUCCCAGAUUAUUGCACAAAAGAGAAACUGCCCUGCAUCCUGAUGAACAACAUGCAGCAAUUGAGGGUCCAGUUGGAGAAAAUGUUUGAAGCCAUGGGAGGCAAGGAGCUAGAUCCUGAAGCUGCAGACAGUCUGAAGGAACUGCAGGUGAAACUGAAUACAGUUCUGGAUGAGCUCAGCAUGGUGUUUGGAAACAGCUUCCAGGUGCGGAUCGAUGAGUGUGUUCGACAAAUGGCAGAUAUCCUGGGCCAGGUACGGGGCACAGGAAAUGCGUCCCCCAACGCCAGGGCUUCAGUGGCUCAGGAUGCAGAUAGUGUGUUGCGGCCUCUCAUGGACUUUCUGGAUGGCAACCUCACACUCUUUGCCACUGUGUGUGAGAAGACAGUUCUGAAGCGUGUCCUGAAGGAGCUCUGGCGGGUGGUGAUGAACACAAUGGAAAGAAUGAUUGUUCUGCCACCCCUCACAGACCAAACGGGCACCCAGUUGAUCUUCACUGCUGCCAAGGAGCUGAGCCAUCUUUCCAAACUCAAGGACCAUAUGGUGCGAGAAGAAACACGGAAUCUCACUCCAAAGCAGUGUGCUGUCCUCGACCUGGCCCUGGACACCAUCAAGCAAUACUUCCACGCGGGAGGCAAUGGACUAAAGAAAACCUUCCUGGAGAAGAGCCCAGAUCUGCAGUCUCUACGCUAUGCUCUAUCUCUGUACACACAGACUACAGACACUCUCAUCAAGACCUUUGUGCGCUCCCAGACUGCCCAGGUAUAUGAUGGGAAAGGUAUUAGGUUUACUGCUAAUGAGGACAUUCGGCCGGAAAAGGCAUCUGGUGUGGAUGAUCCUGUGGGAGAAGUCUCUAUUCAGGUGGACUUAUUUACACACCCUGGUACUGGGGAGCACAAGGUUACAGUGAAAGUGGUGGCUGCCAGUGAUCUCAAGUGGCAGACAGCAGGUAUGUUCCGGCCUUUUGUGGAAGUGACCAUGGUUGGCCCACACCAAAGUGAUAAGAAGAGGAAAUUCACAACCAAAUCCAAGAGCAACAACUGGGCCCCCAAGUAUAAUGAGACAUUUCACUUCCUCCUGGGAAAUGAAGAGGGUCCAGAGGCCUAUGAGUUGCAGAUAUGUGUGAAGGAUUACUGCUUUGCCCGGGAGGAUCGUGUGCUAGGGCUGGCUGUGAUGCCUCUGAGGGAUGUGGCAGCCAAGGGCAGCUGUGCUUGCUGGUGCCCGUUGGGCCGGAAGAUCCACAUGGAUGAGACAGGCAUGACCAUUCUCCGGAUUCUGUCUCAGAGGAGCAAUGACGAGGUGGCCCGAGAGUUUGUGAAACUCAAAUCAGAGUCCCGUUCCAUGGAAGAAGGCAGCUGAACACUCUUGGUGUAUGUGUCCACCAGGCAGCACCUAUUGCACAAAUCAGCCAGUGGGGGCUAGCUGUAUAUCCAGCCUAGGGUCCUUGUAGUAAAGAGGCUGAUCUCUUUGGUUAAGUAUAUUUAAGGAAAUUUGGGGGACAUUGAGAGUAUGACUUUUUACAAAAAGCUUCAUGAAUUCCUGAGUAGCCAGUUUGUGGUACUAGGAGCUGGACUGUGGGAGCUGCUGCCUUUAGAAAUUUUCCACAAAGAGAGAGGGACAGACAUUUCAGAAAGUGUCAGUCAUUCUUGGUAGAUACCCCUCUGCUCCACUUCCAAUGUCUAUACUUCUCCAAACCACACCUUAUCCAGUUAGAUACUCACAUUCCAAGUAUUAGAAGAACAAGUUUAGAGGACCUGGAGUUUGUUCCUGGCUGGCUAAAUAGUCAGUGGAGCCUAUAGAUAUUGCUGAGCUGUGUGAUUUAUACUGGAGAAUGGGAAGGGAAGGAGCACACAGAAUAGAAUUUAAUGUCUUUUGAGCAGAAUCUACUGGUUUUGUAUGGCUCCAAUGAGAACAAGGCUUUGAAAAUGAACAAGAUACUUUCUGGAAAUGAGCUGUGCUAAUCUCUUCCCUCAGAUUUUAUCUGUCAUGAAUAGAAACAAGUUCACAUGGUGCUUCAGAGCCCUGAGCAGACUAUUUGUUUGGAACUCACAUAUCAGGGGCCAUCUGCCCAGAGUCCCCUACCUCACCUCUAUAGGCAGGGGAGUGAUCCUGAAGACACAGGAGGUUGUUCUCUUGUGUAUAUACCUGAGAGCUAGCUGAAGGGUUUUCUUCUCGGUAGACCCGGAAUAAAGCCAAAACUUGUGGAAACUAGAGAGGGUUGUCUUAUCUAUGGCUGUGUCUUCUGACUGCCUUCCUUCUUGCAGAAAGUUCUAGUCUUUGGCCUUUCUCCCUGUCAUCAGGGUCAGCUGCUGGUCCCCUCAUAGAUGUUCAACCCUACAGAAGGAGCUUGGACUCUGAUCCCUCUGUACAGACUGGAUGGAGAGGGCCUCAACAUUCCAUGGGAGGUCAGACAAAUUCUUGCAGAGGGUCAGAUGGACUUCCCAGGCCCUUGCUCAGAGAUGUGACAUGAUCCUCUUGGAUUUCCUCAAUAGCAACCUCCUGAACUUCCUGAGGACUCAGCAUUGUCCACAGCUGUACUGGCCAAUACGUGAAACAAGAAACCAAGCAUCUUUGCUGUUUUUAAUUAUUGUAUGUGCCAUUGUUACAGGAAAUUAUAGGCUAGUCUGUAAUAAAUUAUCUUAUAGCA